This is a messenger RNA of Ostreococcus tauri, 519 nucleotides long. RefSeq names its product unnamed product. The transcript is spliced from 2 exons. Lineage: Eukaryota; Viridiplantae; Chlorophyta; Mamiellophyceae; Mamiellales; Bathycoccaceae. The record is from RefSeq and is a predicted model, not a curated record. Bases 1 to 519 code for a protein of 172 amino acids.
AUGGGCGAAACCUUCAAGAAAUCCUUCGUCGCGUUCUCGCUGUGCGUCGCGAUGAGCUCGUGCGAUAUCGCGCGCGCGCGCGAGUUGUUCCCGUCGUCAUCGUCGUCGGACGAUCCGAUCGAACCGUUCACGGUGUUCGGGACGAUUGAGAAGUUGUUCGAGGUGCGGGUGAUGGACGACGCGAACGGCGGGACAAAGAUCAUCGGACGCAAACGAGGAAUUACGGCGAAGGCGUGUACAAAUGUUAUUCCUGCGUCGAGGAUACCGGCGAGAGGGUGGCCGGAGGUGGUGGGAGAGAUUAAGGAAACAAAAGACAUGUUGAGAGCGUGCGCUCCGGCUUGCUCGAAAAGUUGCGGACGCGCAGUGGGAGAGUACGCGAACGCACAAGAGCGCGGUACAGGGUUCGGGUUGCCCAAGGAGGCGAGGCAAAAAGUGCUCAAGUCGUGCACCGUGACUUGCGGGAAGGAUUGUGAGCGAGCGGGUAAAAGUUACAGUUACGAGAUACCGUUUCGAUUUUAG